GCAGCCCACAGAGUGCUGUGCACCAGGGUGAAGAAAGAGCACCGGACACACAUCUUUGUGACAGAGGAAGGGAGUAGAAGGAAGGGGGUGAUUUUAAAUCUAACAGUUAAUAUUUAUCCUCUGCUUCCAGCUACUAGUCCCGCCUUUCUCUUUAGCCUAUGCCUGCCUCUUGGGAUAUUCCUCUUUUUCUUGGAAGAGAGUGAAAAUGGAAAUACCAAUAUAGACAAGGACUCCUUUUAUAUUCUGCUGUAUUCUGUUAUCUGCAUCUGUAAAGGAAAGGGAAGCCAGAAACCUUCCAUUCUUGGGCAUUUGGCUCUGGACCCAGCAAGUUCUGCCAGCAUCCAGCCUUCCUGUCUGCCAGAGGACCCUGACUCCUGAUCAGAGCAGAGAGGAGCUGAGGAGAGAAGACAUCAAGCAGGCAACUGAUCCCCAGGGCCCGUAGCCUGGAAGAGUCAACAUGCUGGAGCAGAUUCAUCUUCUGGCUGCUGUGACAGUUCUGGGUGUCUUAGAGCAAGCUUACUUCAGCCUCCAGGUGAUCUAUGCCAGGCGGACGUAUGGCAUUUCUCCUCCCAAAGUUGCAGGGCCCCCAGAAUUCGAGAGGAUCUUUCGAGCACAGGUGAAUUGCUCUGAGUAUUUCCCCAUCUUUGUGGCUGUUCUCUGGCCGGCUGGCCUCUUCUUCCAUCAAGGUCUGGCUGCUGUCUGUGGCCUGCUUUACCUCUACGCACGCUACCUCUACUUCACAGGGUAUAAGAAGUCUGCCUCGGGAAGGUUAACCCCAAUGUACUUCAACGCUGGGUUAAUCUGGAUUCUCAUUGGACUGUCAGGAGCUGGGAUCCUGCACUCUCUGCUCUUUCACUAUGUGGGGCUGAAUGUCCUGCGGCUCAUGGACUUAUGAGAAAAGCAUCUACUUGGGCAAAGCCUUCCCUUCUCUGCUGCACUCACAGGUUCCUGCUUCAUCCUGUCCUAACGCUGUGCCCUGUACAGGUGUCAUACCUCUGCUAACAGAUUGGCUGUGCCCAGCCCUGCCUUCCCGUGGAGGGAAUGUCAGCUCCCACAUUUUGAGCACAUCGUAUGUCGGCUCCCUGGAACUGGCAAGAGCUGCUAGGGAAACACUGGAGUGAAGUCAGCCAGGGCUGCCCUGAGACAAGUGGCCAUGAGGAAUGUUCCUGGGUGGGGUGGCAGAACCCAGAGGAAGUGUGACUGGGGGCACUGGAGGGGAUGCCCAAGGAGGCUUUUGGGGAACACCUCCCUGCCUCUCAGCUGCCAGCUCUGCUGUCUCCCUCCAGACCUCACCUCUUUUUGCAGAAGCUGGAGCACUGGGAAGGGUGACCCUGCUAGGUGCCAGUGCUUGGCUUCUGUAAGCCGGGUGAUUUAUUGCACGUAUCUAAAAGGUGUUUGCUGUGUUGUUUUGACCAUAUGUGGAGCAGCCACAGGAUGUCACCUCGAGUUACCCAUUUAUUCUGACACCUGGCUUGCAGCAGAGCUUCUAACCUGUUCUAAGCACAAGAUGACUUAGUCGGGCUUUUUGGCAUGUCUCCUGCCACACAGUGCAUCUAACUUGUGCCCUGCAUGACCUUUUAACCAUGACUUCCCUUGCUUUUGUUUCUAUGUUCUGCUAACCCUGGGAGCCAGGCAAGAUGAGAGAAGGAGGAGGAGAAUCCAAAGGCAGGCAGUGGAACAAGCUGUGUUGUAAACGAGGGCCAUAUAAAGAGGCAGCUUUGAGCUCCCAGUUUGGACUAGACAGAUUGAAGGUGUAACUGCUGGGAGACUGUCCUCCAGACUGGGCAUGCUGUGACUUCCCUGUGUUGGGCUGAUUCAUCUUUGAUUAGUCAACCAAUAGACCCAAGACAGCUGGUGAUCUGAGCUCGCUCACUGGGAACACGGUUCAUGGGCUAAUAGUCCCCUGCCUUGAUUCACAACAUCUGGGUGACACUAUAGAGGGGACAGGACAUGGGUGCUGGAUGCCAAGUGAUCAAUCUCAGGGGCAGUUUGGGCCUUAAGUCUAUGCAGAAAACCAUCAAAGCUGUAUGUGAUAUGUCAGUGUCACGUGGCUUUUACUUUGGGGUCAGGGACUGAAGCCUUUAUUUCAAGAAAUCCUGGUUCAAAGAACUGCAACUUUGCCUGACUAACCUAACCCCAAACCCUCGCAAGACACAGGAACCGCAGGACACCCCAGAUGAAGGCUCAUGGGAGGAUUUCAUUCCUCAAGAGCCGCCCUGGCUCUCAGGGUCACACCUGAGGCAGGCAAAUGAGAAUGCUUUUGGGUGGGUUCACAGACACAAGAACCUUGUAUGCUCCUGAGAAGAAUUUAUAUGGACCAGAACAGAUAGAUGGCUGUAGGCAUGUUUAAGAUGUGAGAUGGCUGGCUUAGGGCUUUCAUAGAAAUUAUUCUCCUUAGUACAUGGAUUGAGGACCUAAAAAGAGUUAGUCAAUACCCCUGUCAGAAAAUAAUACUAUCACUUAAUAACUACUGACCUUAGCUGGGCUUUUCUGUCAAUAAGGAUGGCUGUAGCAGUUUUGAUGUACAAGUGUCAAACAAUUAUUGCACAACAGUAUAUAUGUAAAGUAGUGGCAAUAAAAUGACGGUGAGACCAU
Messenger RNA from Alligator mississippiensis (American alligator), 2595 nucleotides. RefSeq names its product leukotriene C4 synthase. Gene Ontology annotation, biological process: leukotriene biosynthetic process. The transcript has 5 exons. Lineage: Eukaryota; Metazoa; Chordata; Crocodylia; Alligatoridae. Gene Ontology annotation, molecular function: enzyme activator activity; leukotriene-C4 synthase activity; glutathione peroxidase activity. Bases 458 to 895 code for a protein of 145 amino acids. The record is from RefSeq and is a predicted model, not a curated record. Gene Ontology annotation, cellular component: nuclear envelope; endoplasmic reticulum; membrane.